Messenger RNA from Solanum stenotomum, 2025 nucleotides. RefSeq names its product AP2-like ethylene-responsive transcription factor AIL6. The record is from RefSeq and is a predicted model, not a curated record. Gene Ontology annotation, molecular function: DNA-binding transcription factor activity; DNA binding. Gene Ontology annotation, biological process: regulation of DNA-templated transcription. Lineage: Eukaryota; Viridiplantae; Streptophyta; Magnoliopsida; Solanales; Solanaceae. The transcript is spliced from 9 exons. The coding region runs from base 221 to 1738 and encodes 505 amino acids.
GGCAGAUGAAACCGCCCUUUUCUCCUAUUAUAUACCUCCACAUUUCCUCACUUAUUUUUUUGUCCUUAACCAAAUAUUUCUACUACUACUACUACUUUAAUUUUCCCCUUUAUUUUUGCAUGCUUUUUAGUCAAACAAGAACCAAAAUGUGUUUACACACACAUUAAUCCUAAAUAAAUCCAACUUUUUUGAUCUAUUUUUCAUUUUACAUUCAAUAAAUAUGGCUCCAGAAAAUAAUAACUGGUUAUCUUUUUCUUUAUCUUCAAUGGAAAUGCUCAACUCAUCUUCUUCCUCUUCUAUGCUUCAAUCUUCUGCUCCGCCUCAUCAAUCUCAUCAAUACUAUUUUGCUGAUAACUUCUACCCACAUGGAUGGAUGAACGUUCCUAAAACACAUGAAUUAAUGUAUUCCGAAGGUGAAAAACAAAUAUAUCAUCCAAAUGUAUUUGUCGAUUCACAAAUAAUCCAGCAACACCACCACCACCCACCACCGAAGCUCGAAGAUUUUUUCGGCGGUGAAACGGAGACUCAGGACUCGUCGUCGUUAACUCACAUCUACGACCACCACCACCAUCAUCACGGCGUCGUUGGCGGCGGCGCCGGCGCCGGUGACGGCGGGUACUUCAAUGAUGGACGACAAGAUCUUAAUCAUAAUUAUUCAAUGGCGGUUGGUGGUUUUCAAACUUUGCCGACGAACUCGGGAUCGGAAGUUGAUGAUUCACAGGUCAUGGGGAGUGAGUUUGCUACUGAGUCCAGUAAUGAGUUGGGUUAUCCUCCGAUAAUUACUUUGGGUGUUAAUAAUAAUACAAAUUCAGAAAAAGCUAUAGUUACUGCUGUUAAUUCUGAGAGUUGUAAGAAAAUUACUGAUACUUUUGGUCAAAGAACUUCUAUUUACAGAGGGGUAACAAGGCAUAGGUGGACAGGAAGAUAUGAAGCUCAUCUAUGGGAUAAUAGUUGUAAGAGAGAAGGUCAAGCAAGAAAAGGGCGUCAAGUUUACUUAGGUGGAUAUGACAAGGAGGACAAAGCAGCAAGAUCUUAUGACUUGGCAGCUCUAAAGUAUUGGGGUACAACAGCCACGACCAAUUUCCCUGCUUCGGAUUAUACCAAAGAAAUAGAGGAAAUGAAGCACAUGACGAAGCAAGAAUUCAUCGCCUCCCUAAGAAGGAAAAGUAGUGGUUUCUCAAGAGGAGCUUCUAUGUAUCGCGGUGUGACAAGACAUCAUCAACAAGGCCGAUGGCAAGCAAGAAUCGGUCGUGUUGCAGGGAACAAGGAUCUGUACUUGGGAACAUUCGCUACAGAGGAGGAAGCAGCAGAAGCAUAUGACAUAGCAGCAAUCAAAUUCAGGGGAUUGAAUGCAGUGACAAAUUUCGAAAUGAACCGAUACGACGUUGAGGCCAUCAUGAAAAGUUCACUCCCGAUAGGCGGAGCAGCAAAACGCUUGAAGAUCUCUCUUGAAUCGGAGCAGAAACAGUCGUUGAACGAUACGUACCAGCAGACUCUACACAACAGUGUCAACAAUAGCAGCAGCAAUAACAGCAUCAAUUUCGGGGCGAUUUCCCCUGUUUCAGCUAUCCCCUGUGGACUGCCAUUCGACGCGAACCAACCUUAUUACCACCACAGCUUCUUCCCACACCUCCAGUACUCGAGCAACGACGGUGGUGCUUCAGAUCAUACUUCUGGUACAAUGCCAUUGCUUCCACCACCCGCGGAGAUCUUCAUCUGGCCGCAUCAGUCCUAUUAGAUUAGCGCGUUUAAGCAUAUUUGUUUAGGCUAAUUAAAAUUAACUUUCUGACUUUGCCAAAAAAGGAGUGUUAGCAUUGGCUUAUGAUUAACAAAUAUGUAGAAGGUGAAAAUAUCGUAAAGUAUCUCAUCUUCAACUGUUGCAGUAGUAGAUGCAUGUUGAUUAGGUACUUAGUGUCAUGGACUUAGACUUUCACUAACGCUCCGUGCUGGGUUGGGAGAUUAUUAUUGCAAACUCUUGUGGGAAAAUUUUGUUUGUCUUGUUUCCUUCAUAAUAUAGAGUUGCUA